AUGAAGGCCUUCGCCCGCGCUUUUGCGCACAAAUCCGUUCGCAGCUCCACGGGCAUUGGUCUGCAAGCGUCGGGCGCCGCUCCCGCGUCAGGCAACACCGCAUCCGAUAAUUUUGGGGGUGCCUCACAGGCUAGUGCUGAAGUGCUAGAAGGUAUGGAUUCUGCAUUCAAAGAUAUUGUUGCUUCAGAUGACGUCCGAGGCAUGUUGAACGCACAUAUUGAGCGGCUAGAUGACCGGGCUAGUCAAUAUAAGAAUUCUUCCCUGGAUUUUUGCGCAUCCAAGGAGUUGUGGCUAUGUGAUGAGCACGAAGCAUCACUUAUGGCACUCGCGUGGGCUUGCGCUGCGAAUGUUUACGAUCAUGGGACAGAACCACAGCAAGACUUUGAACAUGCUGGGACCAGGUUGAAUGUGGACUGGUCUCUUCCUGCCUCAUCACUGGGUGCUGUCAAGGCCACGACAUUUACAACAUACACUCCAGUGCUUGAAGCUUUAGCUGCUUCUGCGCCAGCCAAUUAUCUAAUCAUUGCAGUCAAGGGGUCGGCUACGAAACUGGAUCACGUCGUCAACCUAAAUGGAGAGCCUAGAGAAGCAUGCGAGCUUUUCUUAGAUGAUUUGAUACGAAUAACCGCACAUGCAGGAUUCCUGAACUCAGCUCUCGAACUGCUGCCUGCUCUCUCAAAACAAAUUGAGCAAAUACUACGCGACAAUCCGUCAACCAAGUUACUAUUCACAGGACAUUCGGCGGGCGGCGCUACUGCCACACUGCUCUAUCUCGCAUUCCGGUCUAGGUUGGUGGUAAGGUGCCCCAAUGCAAAAUUCUCCUGCAUCACAUUCGGCUGUCCUCCAGUCGUAAAAGCCUUAUCCCAGCAAGAUGAAGACGCUCUUAGCCGAAUUACGACCCAUGAUAACGUCAUUAACAUCAUGAACGAAUAUGACUUCAUAACGAGAGCAGAUGGAGCAUAUUUUCGGUCAUUGAUACAGCUCUACCAGCAAGUUGACGAUACUCCUACCACUGCAAUAUGGGCAUUACCUUCUCCUGGACUUCAACAUGUUGGUGCAAUUGUCGUAUUGCGAACCGAAAUUCCACGAUUCGAUGAUGGAUCUGACUGGCAACGAAACAUUGAUUUGAGUCUCAGUGCGUGGAAGUUGAGGCCGGAGGAUUUGGCCAAAUUGAUGUUUUGUAGGCUCUCUGUGCAUGGGAGGGUAGCGUAUCAGGAGAGGAUUGUGCAGAUUGAGAAAGGAGCGUUCAACGGACAGAAUGGUUGGGUUUAA
Alternaria atra is the source of this 1272-nucleotide messenger RNA. RefSeq lists its product as uncharacterized. The coding region runs from base 1 to 1272 and encodes 423 amino acids. The transcript is spliced from 5 exons. Lineage: Eukaryota; Fungi; Ascomycota; Dothideomycetes; Pleosporales; Pleosporaceae. The record is from RefSeq and is a predicted model, not a curated record. Gene Ontology annotation, biological process: lipid metabolic process.